AUAUAUUGUCAUCCAAAAACAAUAAAAUAAAUAAAUUUGUAUACUCUGUCUAUUUCUCUAUAAAUACAGGGCAAAGUUCUCAUUCACAAUCACCAGAGUCUUUGUUCUCUGUUUCUCCACUCUGCACCGAAGAGGCGUGGUAACUAGAGCUCCAACUCAUUAGAAGUAUAUCCCCAACCGUCAAGCAAGCAUAAAUCUGGACAAGUGAUAGAUGAUGGAGUUCCCAAUCAUCUCCUUCCCAAUUCUAUUCACAUUCCUUAUGUUUGUGUUGAUGGUAUUCAAAACCAAGAUGAUGAGUUCAUCUCCAAAACUGCCUCCUGGGCCUUGGAAGCUACCUGUAAUUGGUAACAUUCACCAAUUUGUUGGAUCUCUACCCCAUCACCGCCUACGAGAUCUGGCAAUGAAUUAUGGACCUCUGAUGCAGCUUCGACUCGGUGAACUUCCUAUUGUUGUCAUUUCUUCAGCAGAAUUUGCCAAAGAGGUGAUGAAAACACAUGACAUCGUCUUUGCUACUAGACCUUUUAUUUUUGCUAUGAAUAUCAUAUCUGGGGAUGACGUUGCCUUCGCGCCUUAUGGGGAUCAAUGGAGACAACUUCGAAAAGUUUUCAUACUGGAGCUUUUAAGUGCCAAGCGUGUCCAAUCAUUCCGACCCAUCAGGGAAGAAGAGGCCGCGAAUCUGAUCAAAUCUAUUUCGUCGACAGCUGGAUCUCUCAUCAAUCUCACUGAAAAGGUUUUCUCCAUGACAUACAGCGUUGUUGCUAAGGUGGCCGUUGGUAAGAAAUUCCAUGGGCAACAAGAAUUCUUAUCACUUCUUAGGGAGACUAUGGUGGUAGCAGGAGGUUUUGAUGUUGCUGAUCUAUUUCCUUCACUUAAAAUACUUCCUUCGAUAAGUGGGUUGAGGCCUAGAGUUGAGAAGAUUCAUCGAAAAAUUGAUGAGAUAUUUACUAACAUUAUUGAUGAACAUAAAGCUAGAGAUGGUGAAGUUGAUCACGAACAAGACUUGAUAGAUGUACUUUUAAAAGUUCAGGAGAAGGGUAACCUUGAGAUCCCCUUAACUAUAACAAUGCUCAAGUCAGUUAUCAUGGACGUAUUCACUGGAGGGAUUGAUUCAUCAUCCUCAACUGUAAUCUGGGCAAUGUCAGAAUUGCUGAAAAAUCCAAAAGUUAUGGGAAAGGCACAAGCUGAGGUGAGACAGGUUUUAAGUAAAAAAGGAGGAGAUAUCAUAAAUGAAGAUGACAUCCAUGAAUUGAGUUACUUAAAGUUAGUUAUCAAAGAAACUCUUAGGUUACAUACUCCUGGCCCUCUAUUAAUUCCGAGAGAGAGCAGAGAGAGAUGUGAAAUCAAUGGAUAUGAGAUACCUGCGAAAACCAAAGUCAUUGUCAAUGUAUGGGCAAUUUGUAGAGAUCCUGAAAGUUGGAGUGAUCCAGAGAGUUUUCAUCCAGAGAGAUUCCUUGACACUUCAGUUGAUUACAAGGGGACUCAUUUCCAAUUUACACCAUUUGGUGCUGGCAGGAGAAUAUGUCCUGGCAUUUCGUUCGGGAUAGCUAAUGUUGAGCUUCCACUUGCUAAUUUAUUGUAUCACUUUGACUGGAAACUUCCUGAGGGAGAAAAGCCAGAAGAUCUGGACAUGACUGAGAUCUUUGGUGCAAUAGUUGGUAAGAAAAGGGAUUUGUGUGUGAUUCCUAUUGCUUAUCAUCCUUCAACUCGUAAGUAAGAUAUUAAGACAAGAAUGUAGAAAGCUAACAUUGGAUGGUCACUAUUGAAUGUCCAGUUUCAGUGUGACCCUCUCUAAUGUUAAUUAAGUUAUACUACUAUAUAAUAAAUAAUGUAAUCUUAUGUUAGAAUAUAUAUAUAUAUAUAUAUAUAUAUAUAUAUAUAUAUAUAUAUAUAUAUAUAACAAUAUAGAUGAAAGGUAAAAUAAGAAUUGGUGUUAU
This is a messenger RNA of Cornus florida, 1934 nucleotides long. RefSeq names its product desmethyl-deoxy-podophyllotoxin synthase-like. Bases 212 to 1714 code for a protein of 500 amino acids. Gene Ontology annotation, molecular function: heme binding; iron ion binding; monooxygenase activity. The record is from RefSeq and is a predicted model, not a curated record. The transcript has 3 exons. Lineage: Eukaryota; Viridiplantae; Streptophyta; Magnoliopsida; Cornales; Cornaceae.